CUAAAGUGGUUUGAUUCAGUUGUCUAAGUUUCUCACAUUCAAAAUCCCAAAGGCAAUCAAUUUAAGUUCACACCACAUUACAGCAGUAUGUCCAGCACCAGCAAGAAGGGACGACGACACGGACAGGGGCAAGAGCAGGGAAAUGGGCAGAGGCAGAGGCAAUCCAAGUUGCAAGAGAAUCCGGAGCAACUAGAGAUAAGCACAAAGGGCACGAAUACCACCACAAAGCAAGUGGAAUUGGCAAUGCAUACCAAGACACCAUCUGAAGAACUAACCAAUCAUAAUGGGUUAACAGUUGACAGUCAGUCUCGACAGCAGGCAAAUCUUACGGCAGCUGGUCAGAAUGCUGAGGAGUUGCCAGAGGACUUAGAUAACCAAUGGGGUCACUUUCUGCGCGUCCUGACCCGCUGCCUGAUGUAUUGCAGCGCUCGUAUUGCCACUGGCUUUGGUUUGAGCCGUCAACAGACUGCUUGGUAUAAGCAUUGCUGGGACAAUCCUGGCCAGCGACCACGUGGCAUCAGUUUUUUGGGUGCACAUGAGGAUUAUCUGCCGCCAAGUGGCACAAAUAACGAAGAUCCCUCCAUUUGAUUGCUUUGCGUUUUUUGUUGGCAUACAUAAAUAUUAUUGAAACUGUAAAUCAAACCCGUUAAGCAAUAAUAAGAUUUCAUUACAUCCCCAAACA
Messenger RNA from Drosophila innubila, 682 nucleotides. RefSeq lists its product as uncharacterized. NCBI's taxonomy places the organism in Eukaryota, Metazoa, Arthropoda, Insecta, Diptera, Drosophilidae. The record is from RefSeq and is a predicted model, not a curated record. The coding region runs from base 88 to 588 and encodes 166 amino acids. The transcript has a single exon.